Messenger RNA from Prorocentrum cordatum, 2550 nucleotides. NCBI's taxonomy places the organism in Eukaryota, Dinophyceae, Prorocentrales, Prorocentraceae. The record is from the annotation of a GenBank genome assembly.
CACUUAUUGCCAGACACACUCCGUCGUCAUUUUGGCUCAAGCGGUUGGGUGUCAAGUAUACCUUCUAGCUCAACGUUUUGAUCCAGGCGAUUGGACCGACUUCUCUUCUACAGCUUACGUUUUGCUCUACAACGAUGGAUUCGCCAACGAGGCGGGGAACGUCUCAGCCUGUUCAAAGUGGCAUCCCCAGCGCCACUUGCAACGCUUGCGGCUUCUGCGUCCCGCCUGUAAUAUGUAAUUCCACCAGUCAGAGUGUCCCUAUGGCCACGUCAACAACGGGUACUUAUGGAUGUUUCGCGUCUUACCCCAACAUAGCCUCGUCCGCACCAUACCAAGGUUCAGAUGGCACUUGUGGUUCAUUGCCCAACAUGCACUCACUGCCCACCAUGCAGGAGUCCACCGUGAACUCGCUCCCCACUAUGCAGUUACUGCCGCCCUGCGAGCAGAGCGACAGCGAGCCAUUGGAGACCGACGACGAGUUCGACCACCCGCGCGGGAUCGGGCGCUCGCAAACCAGAGGCGGCCGCGCACCCGAGAACCCACCCAAGAACGCUCAGGACUCAACUUGUGCGGGCCCCGGCGCCGCCCAGCCGGCUUCUCACGAGCGCCCGUCGGCUCGGACAACUGGCGGCGCUCCCCCGCUCCACGGCGGCGCCAGAGCAGCGACGACCAGUGCGCCCGCCAUGCCGCCGCGCUCCGCCGCCGGGGCAGCGCCUGCUGGGAGGCCUCUGGGCGACUGGUCCCGGCAGGCGGAGCCCGCCCGCGCCGAGGGCGGGGUCUGCGCCGGGCGCGCAGGAGCCUCCGGCGGCAAGCUCGCGGCCGCCGGCGGGGCGCUGGAGGUGCAGCGGGCCAGGCUCCUGGAGCUGGAGCAGCUGCAGGCAGAGCUGCAGCAGGAGGUGCAGGAGAUCAGGCAGGGGAUCCUCAAGCUGGAGACCGACCUGGCGGAGCUGGAGCUCCAACAGGGUGAGCCCGUGGCCAGGGCGCUGGUGCCGAUCGAGAAAGCAGCGCCCGUCGCUCCUGGCGCUCCAACCAUUACCACGCUCAUGAUCCGCAACCUUCCAAUGGCUGUGACGCAGGGUGACCUGCUGGUCCUCAUGAACCAGUCUGGCUUCGCGAACCGCUAUGAUUACGCCUACGCACCAACAGAAUUUCACGCUCGGACUACGAAGGGGUACGCGUUUGUUAAUUUUAUCACCCCCAGGGACGCCCGCGAGUUCGCCGCCGAGUGGAACGGGUCGCGGCUGGCCAGUGCUGGACCCGCCGCGCCCGUCCUCGAAGUCAUGGCGGCAGAGUUGCAGGGCUACGAGGAGAACGUAAGGAGGUGGAGUGCGAGGCGGCUGCGUCGCACGAAGAACCCCGAGCUCCACCCGUUCUUCGCCCAGAGGUGAACGUUCAACUGCACAAGUCGAGUGUACAGGGGAUGAAGGCGGAGGGCAGCACGCGUUGAGGAUGAAGAACUCACCUUGACCGUCACCGCUCAUCUACGAAAGUAUCCCGUGGAGAUCGAUGGCAUGUAUUGGGGUCGAUGUCAAGCUGUGAUCCUCCCCCUCCCUCCUGCCUGGCGCUUUGCGCUGUAUUCACGCUCGCUGCUACGUGGACCUCGCAAAGUAGAUUUCAUAACCUUUCACAGUCUCCUUGUCUGCCCGACCUGAGGCAGACAAGUAUCCCACUGUUUGUUCAAACAUUUUUUGGUGUCCUACUGUUUGUUCAAACAUUGUUUCUUAUAACGGGCUUUCGUUCGUGGUGUGCUGGUCCUGUUUUAUUGAACACUGCUGUGUAGACAACGGCAACACAUAUAAUGUAUGUGGGCAUCGUUCCAUGGCGUAGUUAAGCAUCCUUCCGCCUGCCAUGCGCCGUUCUAUCUCUCAGUGUACCUCCAUAUAGUUCCACUGUGUGUCCUCACUAUUUCCAUGCUCCGUUUUCUUGGUCGUGCUCACGAGGGCCUCGGUCUGGGCGCUGUCCAGUCAGAUCGGCCUACGCACGCGCAAGUUUGCCUGUCCUCUUUCCUACCCGGUCCGCUUCUGGGGCGACUGACGGUUUUUGAUUGCAAUGCGCAGCGUGCGGUUCCGACCGUUUAGACGGCCAUGUCUUGAUGUUGAUUAGCAUUUGUCCUCCUCCCCUCUCCUUCUUUCAUAUGUUUGUUUUGUUGAGUUCGCCGUCGUUUAAAGCAGGAAAGGUUCGACGAACCCAGGGGGGGGGCGGGCGAUGGUGAGGGGGAUCACGGUAGAAACUUGCAACCAUCCAAGCAGAACGUGCUUCGAGCAUGUUGUGCCUACGCUUUGUACGAGGCUCAUUAUUAUAGUGGUUCGACACCGCUCUGUUUCGCGUUGAGAUAUCCGUUGCGCACGCAGGACAGCCCCCUCGCUUUUCCUCGUCCUCCUCGUCCUCCUCCUCCUCCUCCUCCUCCUCCUCCUCCGUUUGCUCCUGCGUUGCCUUCUUUCUGUGGAUCGGAUCGUGUUUCACUUUGGGUUGAGCCGUGUCGGCUCCGAUUCCCGAGUGCGGCCUCCGACUCAGCGUGACACAAACAUUGUUACUAUUGUGCCCCAGCAA